AUGGCUGAUAUCAAACACCAAAUCGAUCCAAAGCAAUUUGGUAAUAUGAAAGGCAGCUCUGUGUCGCAUUACCUAGUCAGCCUGCUUGAUGAUCUACAGCGGGGCCUGGAUAAGCCAAGUCAUCAUGCAACGAUUUGUACAAUCGACUUCAUGAAGGCCUUUGACCUCAUCGACCAUACGAAGGCUCUACAGAAGCUGAUUCAACUGGAUGUCAACCCGGCCAUCAUCACAGUGAUAGCUAGUUUUCUCACGCAACGUACGCAGACAACUCGAUAUUGCGGUACAUCAUCAUCUGAGCAAGAGCUAUCAUGUGGGGUUCCACAGGGAACCAAACUCGGUCCGGUAAUCUUCCUAAUUAUGAUCAACGAUGCCGCCGAGACUACCUCGAAGAGAUGGAAGUAUGUGGAUGACGUAACUAUUGCUGAAGUUAUCCAUAAAGCAGAGCCAAGUCAUCUACAGUCUCAUGUGGAUGCGCUAUCUGCAUGGAAAGAAUGGAGCAAGCUGUCCUCGCCACUCCAGGAUCCAUCAUUACAAGCCUUGGCAGUCUAUGAUCUUCCUUCACUCCUGAUGACUGCCAAGGCAUCUUCAACCACCAAGCAAUACCUUCAUUCUUGGAAAAGAUGGGAGGAUUGGGCCACGUCUAAAAAAGGUGUGUCGGUUUUCCCGGUGCAAUCCUUCCAUUUAUUUCUGUACAUAUCACAUUUGGCUACAACCGGCAUGAAGUCGCUUGCCGACUCUGCGACAGCAGCUAUAAAGUGGGUCCACAACUUAGCAGGUCUGCAUUCUCCUACCGAUAACCCAAUGGUCAAGCUCGCCCUGCAAGGUUUCAAACGCGCCACAUCUUCACCGACACUAAGAAAGCAUCCGAUCACCCCGGAUAUUCUGAUGAAGAUCUACGAGAAAUACGGGCAUGACCAUGCUUCUCUAGCAGAUCUACGGGUUUUGUUUGCGUGCUUCAUUUCUUAUGCUGGUUUCUUGAGAUUUGAUGAUCUGAAAAAUAUUUCCAAUAACGACCUCACAUUCACAUCUGAUCGUCUCGUCAUUCAUCUCGCGAGCUCAAAAAAAGACCAAUUUAGACAGGGGUCUGAUGUCGUUAUCGCUAGAUCAUUCAAGCAAUCAUGUCCAGUUCGUGUAGCUGAGAGAUAUCUUGCAGCCCUCCGAGAUCCUCCGGGCUCGCUUCUACCUGUCCUUCGUAGACUAUGCUCAUCUACCAAAGGUUUAACUCCUACCGUUCACCCUCUCAGUUAUACCCGUACCCGUGAAAUAGUGCUAGACGCCAUCAAGCCGUUUGUAACUGACAUCUCAGCUUACGGUCUCCACAGCAUGAGGUCAGGAGGGGCAACUGCAGCCUUAAACGCCAAUGUCUCACUUUUUCUGAUUUCGAGGCACGGACGAUGGAAGUCGACGAAGGCCAGGAACGCUUAUUUACAACCCGACGCCAAGUCUGACCUCAUACCUUCACAGAGCCUCGGAAUUUGAAUCACUAUCGUUCGUAUUUGACUAUCUAGCACGUAUAUUCGUAGUAUACUGCCAACAAUUUCGCUAUUUUACACGUAUGUUUACAUGACACCUACAAAACUCUUAUCCAAAAUAAUUGUAGGUGCACGGUUUUUUCAUAAACAAGGAACAGGGAGUGCGCCCUCGUUCAGUUCCCUUGGUCGCAACCACGUUUCCUCCAAAAAAUAACAAAUACAUUGGGGGUUGUUCGUGGCCUCCGUAAACUAGUGUCCAACACUAGCUAGGCACUGGACGCCUUGUUUUCCAUUUUCGCUAGGUUUAUCCUUAAAACUAAAUAAAUAAAUAAAUAAAUAUAGAUAAAUCGCACGAUUAGCUUCCACCUAACAAAAUUGAUGUAUAUAUUUCGUGCGCAUGUAAUGCUUUCCGUAGGCGCCUAAAUACAGCCUACCUGGUUCUACAUAUUUAAACGUGUCUCAUGUUUACUGUCUAUAUUACACGUCGUGUUAUUAUCCAUCAAAUUGAAAGAAGAAUUUGUAAAAAGAAGAAGUGUAAACAAAAAUAAAGAAAAGUCAAGAGCCAGUACUGCUCCGUAACAAUCUGUUCACCAAUAUCCUGUUUCAAACUUGUCAUUUAUUUUGUAUUAAGGUAGAUAUAGAAUAUAAAUUAACUUUCUGACGGAACGUAAGUGGAGGA
Strongylocentrotus purpuratus (purple sea urchin) is the source of this 2151-nucleotide messenger RNA. RefSeq lists its product as uncharacterized. The transcript is spliced from 2 exons. Gene Ontology annotation, molecular function: DNA binding. Bases 1 to 1479 code for a protein of 492 amino acids. Lineage: Eukaryota; Metazoa; Echinodermata; Echinoidea; Camarodonta; Strongylocentrotidae. Gene Ontology annotation, biological process: DNA recombination; DNA integration. The record is from RefSeq and is a predicted model, not a curated record.